AUGGCCGACAUCAAGAAGAAAGACCUUGAAGGGCUUGACACAGACGUUCAAGAUGCCCCUGUCAUGGCCCACGAUGAUGUCUUUGGAGAAAUUACAGAGGGUGGCCCCAACUAUCGUAACGUAGGAUGGGCGGGAACGGUGGUUUUGAUGAUGAAGAGUCAGAUUGGUCUGGGUGUACUAUCCAUUCCUAGCGCUUUCGACACGUUAGGGCUUGUUCCUGGCGUGAUAUGCCUGCUCGUAGUCGCUAUCAUCACAACCUGGUCCGACUAUAUGGUCGGGGUCUUCAAACUCAAGCAUCGAGAAGUCUACAGUAUCGACGAUGCUGGGGGUCUAAUGUUUGGUCCAAUUGGUCGUGAACUAUUUGGUUUCGUGUUCUGUCUAUAUUGGAUCUUUGUCGCUGGCUCUGGAAUGCUCGGCCUUUCAAUUGCCCUCAACUCCGUUUCGACACAUGCCACCUGUACGGCCGUCUUUGUCGCCAUCGCAGCCAUCGCAGGAAUUGGAUUCGCCAGUAUUCGCACACUCGGUCGUAUAAGUUGGCUCGCAUGGGUUGGUCUCGUCGCCAUUCUCACAGCAAUCAUGAUCGUCACCAUCGCCGUUGGUGUCCAGGACCGCCCAGCUUCCGCCCCCCAGGAAGGACACUGGCAAUCCGACUACAAAAUCAUCGCCAAUCCUUCAUUUGCCGAAGCGGUCUCCGCCAUUUCCUCUCUGAUCUUCGCUUAUGCCGGUACACCCGCAUUUUUCUCCGUCGUAUCUGAAAUGCGCGAGCCGCGCUUCUAUACUCGCUCCAUGAUUAUCUGCCAGAGCGCCGUGACAGCCGUGUACCUCACCAUCGGCAUCGUGGUAUACUACUACUGCGGCUCAUACGUUGCCUCGCCAGCCCUCGGCUCGGCAGGACCGACCAUGAAGAAAGUCAGCUACGGAUUUGCCAUUCCCGGUCUAUUAGUUUCGACGAUGCUGUUCAUCCAUCUGCCGGGAAAGUAUAUCUUUGUCCGCGCCCUCCGUGGCUCAAAACAUCUCACUUCCAACAGCAUCGUCCACUGGAGCGCGUGGCUCGGCUGCGUCACUGGCGUCGGACUGAUCUCGUAUAUCAUUGCCAGUGCCAUCCCUGUCUUUGACAGUCUUGUUUCACUGAUCGGUGCCUUGCUUGGUACAUUCAUGUGUUUCCAGCCUAUGGGAUGCAUGUGGCUGUAUGAUAACUGGGGCAAGGGCAAGACCGAGAAAUCGGCCAGGUGGACUGCGAUGGUCUGCUGGAGUGUGUUUGUUGUUAUCAUUGGUACAUUGAUGAUGGUUGCCGGCACCUACGGCUCUGUUGUUGGCAUUAUUGAUAGCUAUAAUGCUUCUGGGGGCUCGAGUGCUUGGUCUUGUGCCGAUAACUCGAAUUCUACUUAG
This is a messenger RNA of Penicillium nucicola, 1389 nucleotides long. RefSeq lists its product as uncharacterized. Lineage: Eukaryota; Fungi; Ascomycota; Eurotiomycetes; Eurotiales; Aspergillaceae. Gene Ontology annotation, biological process: amino acid transmembrane transport. The transcript is spliced from 5 exons. The record is from RefSeq and is a predicted model, not a curated record. Gene Ontology annotation, molecular function: amino acid transmembrane transporter activity. Bases 1 to 1389 code for a protein of 462 amino acids. Gene Ontology annotation, cellular component: vacuolar membrane.